GUCUUAAUUCCGGCGGUGCUUCUUCAUAUCUCGCUAAAGAGGAUUCCUUGUUCGCCCUCCCUUGCACUCGAUCCCUUCGCUGCCGCCUCCUUCUCCAUCUCCUCGGGAGCUCCAUUUCGGACUGCAGCAAUGAGCUCCAUGUAUGGGUCAAUUGAGUCAAAUUCACCACCAUCAUCAAUCAAGAUACUUGUAUUAGGUGGCAAUGGAUUUGUGGGCUCACAUGUUUGCAAAGAAGCUUUGGCACAAGGAUUUUCUGUAGCUAGUCUCAGCAGGUCUGGGAGGCCAUCAAUAAAAGAACUUUGGGCCGAUGAAGUGGAGUGGUACAAAGGGAAUCUUCUUGAACCUGAAUCUUUGAAGGAUGCUAUGAGGGAUGCAACUUCUGUGAUAUCUUGUGUUGGAGGCUUUGGAUCCCCUUCCUACAUGUGCACGCUCAAUGGGACUGCAAACGUCAAUGCUGUGCAAGCUGCUGCAGAAAAUGGUGUAAAAAGAUUUGUAUACAUAUCAGCUGCUUCUUUUGGUGUAAUUGACUAUUGUAUACAAGGUUAUUACGAUGGACAGAGAGCUACUGAAGCAGAAAUCAAGAAAAGAUUUGCUGAUGCAGAAUAUAGUUCUUCCGAAUGUGAAUGGUUGCAUCUUGAAUUGAAAGCACAUGAUUCUCUGCUUGCUACUCUUGAAAAUGCUUUUGCACGAGUAAUUCUCAGGCCAGGUUACAUAUAUGGAACACGCCCAUCGGGCCUUUGAAGAUACCGUUCGGGCGAAUGUGGACGCCUUUUGAGAUGGCUUUCCAGCACACACCGUUCCUUCGCACCUCCGGUUAAUGUUGCCAAAGUCGCAAAGGUAGUCGUGAGCAGCGCAACUGAUCCGACAUUUCCUCCCGGCAUAGUCGACGUGUAUAACAUCAUUCGCUUGGGCAAACAAAACUAACCAGCGUUUUCACUCGUGCUCCCUCAAAACAAGCUCUGGCUCUCUAUCGAUCUACUGUGUACUUAUUCCUUGCGCGUUGUUUAUUGUUGUUGUAGUAAUUUAUCAGUGUUGAAAAGAUAAUUCGAUCGUCUACACAGUUGUGAUAUGUAAGCCAUUAGUAUGUGCAUCUCUGCGUUUUAGCCCAAUUCAUUUCAAGAAUAACAUUUUCCCUUGAUCUGUUCA
Zingiber officinale is the source of this 1146-nucleotide messenger RNA. RefSeq lists its product as uncharacterized. The record is from RefSeq and is a predicted model, not a curated record. Gene Ontology annotation, molecular function: protein-containing complex binding. The transcript is spliced from 10 exons. The coding region runs from base 130 to 741 and encodes 203 amino acids. Gene Ontology annotation, cellular component: mitochondrion. NCBI's taxonomy places the organism in Eukaryota, Viridiplantae, Streptophyta, Magnoliopsida, Zingiberales, Zingiberaceae.